UAAUUUUAUCUGUAAACAGUGCUUUUUGAGCUACUCUUAUCUCCGUAGUGUUUAUGAUUCCUAAUGACUUUCUAGUUUCUGGAAGUGGAACUUCUCCUGAGCACUCGUUACAAACCAAAGGUCCCUUGCCUUAUCAUUUGUUAAACGUCAUUACAUGGGAACUGUAUGAGUCAGUCAUGCCAGAGACACUUUGCACCUGCAGACUUACAAUAUAAUUGGUAGGAUGAGAAUUAUUCUUUAAAUGUUUCCUUUACGAUUGUUUUUGGUUGUUUUUUACAGAUUAGGAAUUAGUUGUUUUAACUUUGUGUUCGAUUGUUGGUCAUGAUUAUAUCCUCAAUGGUUAUGCUGUCAACAUAAGUAAAGGUUGGGAAAGAAAGAAGUUUAUUUAACAUUAAGAAAAACCUUCAACCCAGUAUAGUUUAAAUUAUAUGUGUAGUGACUUUCACAAUACAUAUAUAUAAUUUUUGCUUUAAAAAAGAAUGCUGCCUAACAAAUUCUCCAGUGAGCAAGCUGGGAUGUUUAAGUAGAUUGAGAGUAACCUACAACAUCCCCCUGUGAUCACACGUUGUAUGCAUUUGAGUGGCUGGAUUGCUAUCUUUCUUAAAUGCAUAUUGAAGGACAUUUAGACUUUUCAUAAGUGUAAAGCAUGCAACUGUCCCACAACUUUGUAUUAAUGAUACUGAGCUUUAUAUAAAAAUUAUAUUUUUCUGUGAUGUCUUUUCAAGAUCAUAGGGCUUUAGAGGACCUCGACAUUACUGAAUGUUUAAACAAGUCAUCUGUUCACCAUAAUUAUGAAAGCCUGUCUCAGAACAAAGGCUUACCCCCAGUAUAAUCUGAUUCCAUAGCCUGUUCUGAUACUCCAUUUCAUGGACAUCAAUUAAAAAUGCUCACAUUUUUGUACAUACUGUCAAACAUACGGUAUGGUUAUUGCUACUUGUUGACUAUUUAUCACCUUUCUUUGCCCCCAACGACCCCGCUUUUUACCAGAGCGGCGACGGCAGGGCAAAUUCCAGCCAUUCCGGCGUCUAUUUGGGAAGAACAAAAGGAGGGAAGCAGAACGUGGGUUUGCGGGAUCUGAACUUAAACCUAGCCAUUCCACUGACAGCGUUUGCAAUGGGUUGUCUCAGUUAUUGAGGAGAAUGAUCAGUAUCUAAGAAUUGUAUACUGAAAACAUUCAUAUCUGCGUUCACAGGGAGUUAAACACCCUACAGUCCCGAGCUUUUUCUCACGAGAUUGUAUUUAUCCCAGAGGACUCAGAGGAGACAUAUCCAGGACAGACAAUGUCCCAGGAGAACUUUUCAGACAAAGUUAGGAACAUUCAGAGGCAAAUUGGACAUAAUAUCAAAUUUGGUCAGAGACUUCCUUCACUUAGAAAGAGUGAGGGAGAUGAAGGUAGCUCAGAUGAAGAAGAAAUGCCACGAAGUCCACUGAGGGUUCUUGCUCAGGUGGAGAAUGAGCCACCAGAGACCGAAGCCAAGGAAAAUGCUGGCAGCCACAACACGGUCGAUCACAGAACUCCAGUCAAAUCCCCACGCAAUAAGCGCCCACCUCCCCCUGGCACAAUUGAGUCCAUCAAUCUAGAUGCUGUCCCUCAGUCUGUCCCACGCUUGGACAACACUGCUGCCAAACAUAAACUGUCUGUCAAACCGAAGAACCAGAGGGUGUCACGCAAACAUAGAAUAUUCACACAGGAGUUUCAGGAAGAGGAUUUCUCUGAAAUGCAAAAGCAGUCUGAAACACAAAAGGACGAAGAAGUCUUUGAUUUGCCAAGAGUGGACUAUAACAUUAUCCAUUGGAGCAAAGAGGAUUAUGAACCCACUGAGAAAUCGACAAUGCGACGAUUUCAUGAGGAGGAGCUAGAACGCCUUGAGCUUCAGAGAAGGGAACAAGAGGUAGAGCGAAAGAUGGAGGAACAACAGAGGAGAAUUGAGGAGCAGAGGCUAGAAGAAGAAAAGCUGCGCAGACAGGAGGAGGAUAGGCUGCAAAAGGAGGAAGAGGAGAGGAUGCAACAAGAGGAAGAGGCAAGGAAAGAAAAGGAAGAGGAAGAAAGAAGGAGAGAAGAGGAAGAGCAAAGAUUAAAAAGCGAGGAAGAGCGAAAGAGGCAAGAGGAGGAAAGAAUGUUGAAAGAGGAGGAGGAAAGAAGAAGAGCAGAGGAGGAGAGAAGGCAGCAGGAACUUGAGGCAGAACAUCUUCGUCUGAAAGAGGAAAAAGAAAGGGAGCAGGAGGAGAGACGGAGAAAAGAGGAGGAGGAGGCAGAACAACGUAAGAUUCAAGAGUUAGAGGAGAAACGGCAAAGAGAGGAAGAGCAACGCCUCCGUGCGGAGGAAAGAAGCCGACAAGAGGAGGCUGAGAGAAAAAGACUAGAGGAAAACGAGGAAAGAAAGUGGCAACAGCAAGAGGAGAAAGCUGGAGCUACUGACCCAGAAUGGAAAAGAAAAGCAAAGGAACUGAGAUGGAGAGAGAUGGAGGAGAGACAGAGGCCCUUCACUUUCAAGGUCUCUUCAGGUGAGAAGCAGAUACUAUUCCAGAAGGUCAACCUCACUCCUGUUACUCUGUCAACUGGCCAACAGGGUGAAUCAACAGCUGAAACCAGUGAGGGAGCCAAAGCUUCUUCACCAGGAUGCACAGAUUCACCAACUCUAUCUUCAUCUCUUUAUGUCCCACAUACUGCAAUUCUUGUGACAGGAGCCCAACUUUGUGGAACUGCAGUCAAUCUCUAUCAGAUCAAGGACACAGCCUGCAAGUCCCUACUUGGCCUUUCGGAAGGCAAAAAGGCCAUGAGCACUCCUCCAACCAAAAGCAGGUCUUCACCAGAUCGUAAAUCUGGAAAAAACAAAUCCUUAUAUGAGUCUUCCUUAUCUGUAGACCAAUCAAAUUCUGCUGUCCUGGCAGAAUGGGCAAGUAUCCGAUCCAAAAUUUUUAAAGGUGCUGAGGAUGGAAAAUAUCCUGAAUACCUGGAUCAGAGUCGCAGGCCGAUAAGUGAGGAUCUAAAUACAGUGCCAUUCUCUCACAGCAACCUCAGUAAAACCAUGUCAGCCAGUGCUAAGUUUUCCAUCAUACCAGCCAGAAUGAAGUUUACUGAUUCCAACAGGAACUCAGAGAGUUUUGGUCAGGAAGACAAAGAAGGUGUGACAAUAGAAUCACCAUCUAUGGAAAUUCCCUCUGUACAAAAAUCUGAAUUGCCCUCUUUAGGUACCAAGAUCCAGAGCAGGGGAAGCAAAGUUGUCCACAUUGCAGAUAGUGUUGAAGAAUGCAUGUUUGCCAAAGACCUCCCCUCCUUCCUUGUUCCCAGUCCACCACAUGGAUCUCCCAAAUCACAGAGAUCCGAGACUGGAUCCCCAAGUCAGGCAGAAUCAGAAGACUUGGAUCCAAAGGAUGAAAGGGAUCAGAAGGAUCAGAGUGGUGAUGAGCGGCCCUCACCUUUUGGAAUCAAGUUGAGAAGAACCAACUACUCUCUUCGCUUCCACAAUGAACAAUCUGCAGAGAAGAGGAAGAAAAGGUACAGUGCAGGAGACAGUUUUGAAGGUGUCCCAGUGCCCCUCACCUCCACUGACCAAGAUUCUGACACUUCUACACUCUCUGAAAAGUCUAGCCCUGUUUCUCCUCAGCUAGAGAUUACCGGAUUUCAAACCACUACAGCACCCAGUAAAGAAUCUCGAAGUAAAUUUAGCAGAAAUACUCUUCCUUUGGCAUGCACUGAAGCCGACAACUUUGUCCCCAAGCCUCCAUUUUACCAAAAACCAGCUACCUCCCCCAAACCAUCUGAAGGUGCCACACCUCCACCCUCUCCUCUCCCUAAACCUGGUAGAAGGACUUCAGGGGAAAUGAUUUCACUAAGGACAGGGCAAGCAGAACAGAUAGAUGCUGAGCAGAGCAGUGAUCAAAAGGAAGAAGUUGCAGGAUCUGUACCAUCCCAGAAAAAUGGACAAGGAGAGGAGGAGCUUAAAGAAAAGAAGUCAUUUUUUCCAUCCAUCAGCAUCCCAUGGAGAGAAAAAACAGACCGUAGGACAGAACUAAUUAAAAAAGAAAAACCCUCUCUGCAGGCCAGGCACUCUCUGGACAGCUCACGGACACAAGAGAAAGAGACAGGACCACUUUGGAUCACUCUGGCACUGCAAAAACAGAAAGGCUUCAGAGAACAGCAGCAAACCCGAGAGGAUAGGAAGAGCCAGAGAGAAGCUAAGCUGGCUGAGAAACAGGCUAGGGACAAAGAUAGUGCUGGAAUGAUCAGUCCCACAGAAGAUAAGGGCAAUGGAAGUUCCAGACCUCUCAAGCCUCAAACAGCAGAUGAGAAUAAGAGACAAGACACACUCCUGGCCCGUUUUGAACGACGUGACAACUUGAAGAAAGCAAAUACCUUGCCCAGCUCAGUCACAGUUGAAAUUACAGGCUCUACACCAUCUCCGCCAGCUACAAAAGAUGUGACAAAACGCUUCCCUCCUGGUGACACUACCCAGGUUUCUACCGAGCCUGCCUGGCUUGUCCUAGCAAAGCGUAAGGCCAAAGCCUGGAGCGACUGCCCACAGAUCAUCAAGUGAUCCAUUACUUCUGAGCAGUGAAAAAGCAAACAAGGCAUCUCCUUCAUCCACAUCACUUAGCCAUCACUGCACCCCAGCACACCUAUUCCUCUGAACAAAAAGUCUAUAAUUUACUUUUGAGCAAUCAGGUAUUUUCAAAUAUUUGGUAAUUUAGUGACUAAAUAUUGUACCAAUAUUCAGAUUCACUAAGGAUUUUAUCAAAUGAUCACUUAGACAAUGACAUCAAUCUGCCACUCUGGUUUUCAAUACACAGGAUUAUUGCAAUUACAUGCAUCAAAAGCGUAUUUACUCAUUUUGUGUCACAGUCUAUCAAACAAGCCCUAGAAUCUUCAAAGAAGUUGCAGCCCUUCAUAUCUUUAAAGUUGCCAGUGGUUAACAGUGUAUAUACACAAUGCAUGUCAAACUGUUGAUUCUAGAUAUCACUAAAACAAUAUGACUGGUUCACAUUAAGUACAAAUUCAUCAUGUCAAGUAAAACAAGAAAGUAUGUUGUUGCUUUGGUGACAAUUCUGGGAAGAAAUUCAAGGGAUAAUAAUGACACAACCUUCACAAAUGUCACUCCUCGCUCCCACAAGCAUGUAAAUCAGAGAAACUGUUUAAUAAUUUUUCUAGUUUUCUUUUUCCAUGUAUGCACUCAAAUGAGUUGCCACUCACAGACCUUGCCUAUGGACGGACAUUGUAACUUUUUUAUUUCUUAUUAUAUUUGAUAUCUUGGCAAAGUAAAAAGAUCUUCACUGUGUCCGUGACAACUGUGAGUACUGUUAUUUUAAAUAUUGCUAAAAAUCAUAAAUGACACAUCAGCACUGUUUACACAUGUAAUCAACUAACAGUGAAUUUUUCCUUCAAGUUUCCAUGACAACAUAGUAUACAAUGCACUUGAACCGUGCUGUCAAUUGAUGAAAAAUCUACUUCUUGCAGUGUCUAUACCCGCCAGUUUCUGUAGAACUGGUUGCCCUGGAACCGCCUGCUCGCUGUAACAUAAACAAUGCUAUCCUGGCAUAGCGUGUGCUAGCAUCUCUUUUACCACUAAUUAGCAAAACUUGCAACACGGCUAAGUGAUGGGAGAUCAGUGUUUCAAAUCUAAUGUCCUGUGAAGAGAGAGUACGAACAAGAGGUCUAGCCAAUGGAAAUAUCCUUACAAAUAAAGAGGAGCAUUUCCAGUGAGUGAAUGAAAGGACUAUUGACGGACAUCACCUCUUGUCCUUGAAUAAGGCAGCUAACCCCAGAUUGCUACGGGGGGUAUUGUCCUUGUAGGUGCAGUUGCUCUGAAAAAAGUGUCUGCUAAAUGAUGGAGGUUAUUAAAAACGAAACCUUGAUCUCUCAGCAGAGCCACUGACUCCACUAUCUAAUGUAACAUUGUAUGUAUGUAAUGUAUGUAUGUAAUAGAAGUGAAAUGAAGCAGACUGCAUUCCUUUGGAGAUCUCCUGAACUGCAGUCACGUCACUUUUUUCAUUGCUCGUGUGCAAUAGUGUAGCGUAAACAGUGUUGUAUAUGAUAUAAAACAAAAAGUUUGUUGAUAAUUACACUUUUUUUUGUUCCACUUUAGUAAAAAACCAUGACAGAAAAAGUGAUGCAAUGUUAUGAAAUAUGUUGAAAAAAUUAAAGGAAGCUGUUUGAACUU
This is a messenger RNA of Carassius carassius (crucian carp), 6158 nucleotides long. RefSeq names its product capping protein inhibiting regulator of actin dynamics-like. The transcript is spliced from 8 exons. The record is from RefSeq and is a predicted model, not a curated record. NCBI's taxonomy places the organism in Eukaryota, Metazoa, Chordata, Actinopteri, Cypriniformes, Cyprinidae. Gene Ontology annotation, biological process: negative regulation of barbed-end actin filament capping; maintenance of gastrointestinal epithelium. The coding region runs from base 1281 to 4538 and encodes 1085 amino acids.